Messenger RNA from Kalmanozyma brasiliensis GHG001, 1005 nucleotides. RefSeq names its product Rossmann-like alpha/beta/alpha sandwich fold. Bases 1 to 1005 code for a protein of 334 amino acids. Gene Ontology annotation, cellular component: cytoplasm; nucleus. The record is from RefSeq and is a predicted model, not a curated record. Gene Ontology annotation, molecular function: ATP hydrolysis activity; nicotinamide-nucleotide adenylyltransferase activity. The transcript has a single exon. Lineage: Eukaryota; Fungi; Basidiomycota; Ustilaginomycetes; Ustilaginales.
AUGAGGAACGACGACAUCAACUCGACAGCUCCAAGCAUAGAAGAGCUGCAUUCAGAUACCAUGCUAGCAAGCAAGAUCGCAAAAGCAGCCUCCUCAGCAACGAGCAAUGGGUCCGGUGUUCGCCUCGUGUACUCCACAAGCACGAGCUGGCCCUUCUCGUCUUCCUCCAGCAGCAACAGCAACGGUAGCAGCUCUGUGGUAGACAAUACAGUCGAUAUCGCAGUCCUCGACUCAUCCUUCAAUCCUCCGUCCCGGGCUCACCUCGCACUACUGCUCAGCGAACCCAUUCUCGCACAACGAAAGCAAGCUUACGAUGGGCACCUCCUGCUCUUCUCGACUCAGAACGCCGACAAGGGCGCGGGCAAGCCGGGAGAUGCAUCCCUCUCGCAGCGCGUAGAGAUGAUGACACUCAUGGCGAAAGACGUCGAGCGCAUACAGACCGCCUCCGGUCACGCUGCAAACGUUGCAGUAGGCCUCGUGGACAAGCCACUCAUCUUUGCCAAGUCGACGCUCACCUGGGACUUGUUCAAGCAGCAGCAAUCCCCUGCAAAGCCAAGGCUGCACUGGGUCGUAGGGUUUGACACGCUCUACCGCGUCUUCCAGCUCAAAUACUACCCUUCGCUGGAAGAGUUUCAGCAGCAAUGUUUGCAGUUCUUCGAGCGGGAAGGUACGACGUUCGUUUGUGCUCGGCGCGACCCUUCGUCCUACCCGCAGCUCAUCAGCGGCGAAUCAUCGGAGCAGGACGCAGAGCAACAAGCAAGGCGAGAGGAGGACAAGCUGCUCGCCUCCGAAAACGUCGCUCCUUGGGUCGAACGAGGGUCCGUUGGGAUGCUCGAUAUCGAUCCGGACCAGGCCAAGCUCAGCUCGACCAAGAUCAGAUCUCUGCUCAAGGACGACAGUGUGGAUGAUAAGCAGAAGAAGGAGAGGCUCGAGGGCCUGGUACCACCAUCGCUGGUCGAGUAUCUGGUCGAGUCGAAGAUCUAUAGAGAUGGUGCGGAAGGCUGA